Antechinus flavipes (yellow-footed antechinus) is the source of this 4786-nucleotide messenger RNA. It is a transcript of the gene LOXL2, whose product is annotated as lysyl oxidase like 2. Gene Ontology annotation, molecular function: protein-lysine 6-oxidase activity; copper ion binding. Gene Ontology annotation, biological process: peptidyl-lysine oxidation. Bases 386 to 2707 code for a protein of 773 amino acids. The transcript is spliced from 14 exons. NCBI's taxonomy places the organism in Eukaryota, Metazoa, Chordata, Mammalia, Dasyuromorphia, Dasyuridae. Gene Ontology annotation, cellular component: membrane. The record is from RefSeq and is a predicted model, not a curated record.
GGGCGCGGGCGCCAGGGUAGCCAGGGCAGCAACAGCGGCGGCCACCGAGGCAGCGGCAGCGGCGCAGCUUCCCGGAGGGGCCAGAGCUCCCGGAGCCUGCGGGCGGACCUUGCUGCUACUGCCCCGGCAGCCCCCGUAACCACUGGCCCGGCGGCAGCCGCUACCACUGCCCCAGCAGCCCCCGCAGCUACGGCCCUGGGCGCUUCGGGGAGCGGGGAGAGCGCGCAGGAGCGCGGGAGACCCUAACCCGCCCGGGGUCGGGCAGAGUCGGGGGGCGGCCGGAGUGCGGCGUCCGCACCUUGGAACCGCUCUCUUCUCCUCACACUGAACACCCAGUGCCUGCCUGAGGAAGUCCGCCCGGCGGAGGCCCGGCUGGAGAGCAAGGAUGCGGAGGGCUCCGAGUUCUUGCUGUCACCACUAUCUGGCUGUGCUGCUCAUCCUCCCCUCCCUGAGCCUCGCUCAGUACGAGAACUGGCCCUACUACCAAGAGUACUUCCAACAGCCCCAACCGGAAUACCGCCAGCCCGAGCGGCCGGCGGGCGUCCCCAAGAUCCAGCUGCGGCUGGCCGGGCAGAAGCGGAAGCACAACGAGGGCCGCGUGGAGCUGUACUACGACGGGGUCUGGGGCACCGUGUGUGACGAUGACUUCUCCAUCCACGCUGCCCACGUGGUCUGCCGGGAGCUGGGCUAUGUGGAAGCCGUCUCCUGGACGCCCAGCUCCUCCUACGGCAAAGGAGAAGGUCCCAUCUGGAUGGACAAUGUUCAUUGCACUGGUAGAGAGGCGACCCUCGCUGCCUGCUCCUCCAAUGGAUGGGGCGUCACUGACUGCAAACACACAGAAGACGUGGGAGUAGUGUGCAGCGAUAAAAGGAUUCCUGGCUUCAAGUUUGACAACUCACUCAUCAAUCAGAUUGAUAACAUGAACAUCCAGGUGGACGACAUUCGGAUCCGCGCCGUGCUCUCGGCGUACCGGAAGCGCACCCCGGUGACGGAGGGCUACGUGGAGGUGAAGGACGGCAACAGCUGGAAGCAGGUCUGCGACAAGCACUGGACCGCCAAGAACUCGCGCGUCAUCUGCGGCAUGUUCGGCUUCCCCAACGAGAAGAAGUACAACACCAAGGUGUACAAGAUGUACGCCAGCCGGCGGAAACAGCGCUACUGGCCGUACUCCAUGGACUGCACGGGCAGCGAAGCCCACAUCUCCAGCUGCAAGCUGGGCAACCAGGCGGCCGUGGACCCCGUGAAGAACUUCUCCUGCGAGAACGGGAUGCCCGCCGUGGUGAGCUGCGUGCCCGGCCGCGACUUCGCUCCCGGCAGCCAUUCGGGCUUCGGGAAAGCCUUCAAGUCCGAGCAACCCCUGGUGCGGCUGAGAGGCGGCGCUAACACUGGAGAAGGCCGAGUGGAAGUGCUCAAGAAUGGAGAAUGGGGAACCAUCUGCGACGACCAAUGGAAUCUGGUGUCCGCCAGCGUGGUCUGCCGAGAGCUGGGCUUUGGGAGCGCCAAGGAGGCCAUCACAGGGGCCAGGCUCGGGCAAGGCAUUGGGUCCAUCCACCUCAACGAAAUACAGUGUACAGGGUUUGAGAAAUCCAUCACCGACUGUAAAUUCAACGUCGAGAACUUGGGCUGCAAUCACGAAGAAGAUGCCGGGGUGAGGUGCAACAUCCCGGCCAUGGGUUUCCAGAAUCAGCUGCGCCUGAGCGGGGGCCGCAACCCUUACGAGGGCCGUGUGGAGGUGCUGGUGGAACGGAACAGGACGCUGAAGUGGGGGACCGUGUGCGGGGAGAACUGGGGCAUCGUGGAGGCCAUGGUGGUCUGCCGGCAGCUGGGCCUGGGAUUUGCCAGCAACGCCUUCCAGGAGACCUGGUACUGGCAAGGGGACAUCAGCGCCAACACCGUGCUCAUGAGCGGGGUCAAGUGCUCCGGGACAGAGAUGGCGCUGUCACACUGCCACCACGAUGGAGAGAACGUGGCUUGUCCCCAAGGCGAGCAUCACGCUGCAGGCGUCGUCUGCUCAGAAACCGCCCCCGACCUGGUCCUCAAUGCUGAGAUCGUCCAGCAGACAACGUACCUGGAGGACCGGCCCAUGUUUAUGCUGCAGUGCGCCAUGGAGGAGAACUGCCUCGCCUCCUCCGCUGCCCAGACCUCGCCCACCACGGGCUACCGCCGCCUCCUGCGCUUCUCCUCCCAGAUCCACAACAACGGCCAGUCCGACUUCCGUCCCAAGAACGGGCGCCACGCGUGGAUCUGGCAUGACUGCCACAGGCACUACCACAGCAUGGAGGUUUUUACCCACUAUGACCUGCUGAACCUCAAUGGGACCAAGGUGGCUGAAGGUCACAAAGCCAGCUUUUGCCUGGAGGACACCGAGUGUGAAGGAGAAAUCCAGAAGAACUACGAGUGUGCCAACUUCGGCGAGCAGGGCAUCACUCUGGGCUGCUGGGACAUCUACCGCCACGACAUCGACUGCCAGUGGGUGGACAUCACGGACGUGGCCCCUGGGGACUACGUGUUCCAGAUCAUCAUUAACCCCAACUACGAAGUGGCUGAGUCAGAUUACACAAACAAUGUCAUGAAAUGCCGGACUCGCUAUGACGGGCACCGUAUCUGGAUGUACAACUGCCACAUAGGUGGCUCCUACAGUGAAGAAACGGAGAACAAAUUUAAUCACUUCAGAGGACUCACAAAUAACCUGCUCCCCACUCAGUGAAGAUUCAGCCUUGGACCUCCUGGACCCCCUGCUCUAGGGUCUCACUGCACUGGUCUCCCUGGGACCUUCCCUAACCACUGCACAGCACAGCUCGGAUGGAUCCUCUAUGCUCCUUCCCUGACUCCCUGACAAAAGCCUUGGGCUCCUGCCGUGGGGCCCACAACCUGACUUGGCCUGGUCUUGUAGGUUCUAGACUUAGAAGAAACCCUACAGAUCUAGCCAGCCCUCUCAUUUUACAAGUGAGGCCCAGAGAGGACAAGAUGCAUGCCCAAGAUCAUACAGCCCAUGUUCUAACCCAGUCCUUUCCACUAAAUCCUUUCCUCCUGCCCAAAAUAUAAAUGAUGUUUGAACCCUUUUAUUCUCCUCUCCCUCCCUCAGUACAUAGGAGUUAGGGGGACACAACAGGGCAUAGUAUUGGGGGGUCAGCAGGGAUCAAUGCAGGGGGAAAAUGGUGACCCUGACCAAGUGAGCUGAUCCUGACCAAGAGCCUUAGGUCUGCUGCUAUCCACUCAGGAUAGAAAUCCUGCUGACCAAAGCUGGGAGGGAUGCCUAUCUGAGGAACCCAGGGUCUCAUCUUUUUUGAGACUUUUGUGACUCCAGAUGCUCCCUGCCUCUCCUCCCUUGAGUGAUAGAGAUUAGCAAUCUUAUGGGACAGCCUCCAGGUCCCCAGGAUCAUGGUUUGAAGCUUUAGUUCAAAGCCAGGAUUAGUUCCCACCCCUAGUAGCCUUCCCUUCCCCAGCUAGCCAUCCUUUGGUGGAAAUCCAUCAAGAGAGUGUGCAGCCUAAUUUCCAUUAGCCCAUUCCAAAGCAUCAUCUUAAUCACCAAGUCUCCAUGCUGCUAUAUCCCCAGUCAUCCCAUGCUACAAAUUUAGCUAAGCAAUAUAGAUCUGUGUCUUCAGUUCCAAAACCGAACCUGUAUGGGGCUCCAUUUGCAAAUCACCAUCCAGGACUGGGGAAUUCCUUCCCCAUUGCAAUCCACACAGCCCAGAACUGUGUAUAUAUUUCAGAAAACCCCUGGUGGUGUAUUCACUGAAAAAGUUUGCCCUUCUUUCUCAAGUCAGAGGCUGUGUCAGGUUCCCCACGAAUCCUCCAAAGUCUAGUUGAUUUCACUUAGCAUUAACUAGUUCUCUAUUUCCUAGUUGAUUUCACUCAGGCUACUCCUCCAAAGUCUGGUUGAUUUCACCCAGUCUAGUGUGUUACAAAGUCUAUCUGAUUUCACUCGGCACUGACUAGUGCUCCAAAGUCUGGUUGAUUUUACCUAUGCUAGUGUUACAAAGUCUGGUUAAUUUCACCCACUCUAGUGUUACAAAGUCUAGCUGAUUUCACCCAGCACUAACUGGUGCUCCAAAGUCUGGUUAAUUUCACCCAGGCUAGUGUUACAAAAUCUGGUUAAUUUCACCCAGUCUAGUGUUACAAAAUCUGGUUGAUUUCACCCAGGCUAGUGUUACAAAGUCUGGUUGAUUUCACCCAGGCUAGUGUUACAAAGUCUAGCUGAUUUCACUCAGCACUAAUUAGUGCUCCAAAAUCUGGUUGAUUUCCCCCAAACUAGUUCUCUAAAAGCCUGGUUGGUUUCACCUAGCACUAACUAGUCCUCCAGACUAGUUAAUUUGGCCCAGGCUAGUUCCCUAGUUUAGUUGAUUUCGAUCCAGUAACCGCUCACUCUACUCAGCCUUCUGCCUCUCCCACCACUUGCUGGUGUUACCUGUACAUAUUUCUGAUCAGGAGACUGGGAGAGCAUGUGCUUUUUUUUUUUAAUUUUAUUUUAAGGAUACCAAUUUUACAUUGUAUUUGCAUGUUAUGUCCAAAACCAAAUGUAAUGAUAUUUAAUGUGGUCAUCUGGGCCCUCGGAAGCACAACCAUGCAGAAGAAACCAAAAGCAAACCCACCUGUGUAAGUGCCGUUGCCGCUACCACCAUCACAACCACCCCCACCAUCAUCCCCCUGGGCUGACCUGAAUGAUUGGUGCUAUAAACAAAUUCCUGGGUGGGAGGACACUCACCGGGUGCUGCGGGUCACCACAGAUGUUUACAUAUACUUGAAUCACAGGUGUUGGUUCCCGGAAUAAAAGGUUAUUAUUAUA